GCAGCCCCGCGCGCCCGGCCCGACAAAGUGCUGGCGAGCUGCGACGUGACCUGCCGGCCGCGUGUGUGCCCGAGAGAGCGAACGAGGUAGCUGGCGAAGGACGCGACCGGGACCCUGGGCCCUGCGGGACUCCAGCUGUGUCACGUACACGCUUGGCGGCGCGAACCGCGCAUAACGAUACUUGGAUUUGAACUGCAUUUUGGAAAUCAUCUACACUUAAAAUGCCACCAGUAGUUGGAGGUCCAGUUGGAUACACUCCCCCGGAUGGAGGCUGGGGGUGGGCAGUAGUAGUUGGAGCUUUCAUUUCCAUCGGCUUCUCUUACGCAUUUCCCAAAUCCAUUACUGUGUUCUUCAAAGAAAUUGAAGGCAUAUUCAAUGCCACCACCAGUGAAGUGUCAUGGAUAUCCUCAAUCAUGUUGGCUGUCAUGUAUGGUGGAGGUCCUAUCAGCAGUAUCCUGGUGAAUAAAUAUGGCAGUCGUCCAAUCAUGAUUGCUGGUGGUUGCUUGUCAGGCUGUGGCUUGAUUGCGGCUUCUUUCUGUAAUACUGUUCAGGAACUUUACUUGUGUGUUGGAGUCAUUGGAGGUCUUGGGCUUGCCUUCAACUUGAAU
Messenger RNA from Leptonychotes weddellii (Weddell seal), 608 nucleotides. Lineage: Eukaryota; Metazoa; Chordata; Mammalia; Carnivora; Phocidae. The record is from RefSeq and is a predicted model, not a curated record.